Messenger RNA from Trichoderma virens Gv29-8, 2583 nucleotides. RefSeq lists its product as uncharacterized. Gene Ontology annotation, molecular function: DNA binding; DNA-binding transcription factor activity, RNA polymerase II-specific; zinc ion binding. Gene Ontology annotation, cellular component: nucleus. Bases 1 to 2583 code for a protein of 860 amino acids. The record is from RefSeq and is a predicted model, not a curated record. NCBI's taxonomy places the organism in Eukaryota, Fungi, Ascomycota, Sordariomycetes, Hypocreales, Hypocreaceae. Gene Ontology annotation, biological process: DNA-templated transcription; regulation of DNA-templated transcription. The transcript is spliced from 2 exons.
AUGUCUGCCGAGGGCAAUGCAGAUGGUGGUCGGGGUCGACAGGAAUCAGUUGGAACUUCGACUGCUGGACAACAGCUUCCUUCAUUAAGCAGCCUCUUUGGUCCACCGUCAUCUAUGCGACCCCUCAACUCGCCACACACGGAACGCCCUGGGAUUUACCCUUCGCCCUCUCCCUUAGACAGGCCACGACUCUCGUCGAGUGGAAAUUUGUUGAGUUCCUAUUUCCCACAGGCUAUAUCGCCUUCUCAGCCGCAAUCGAGAAACCCCUACGAAUUUGGAUACAACUAUCCCGAGAGACAGUCAGCUCACGCUUCGACAUCUUCCCUUCCUGUGCCGCAUUCGCCCGAAUACCCAAGCCACGGCCACAGGGGUUCUGAUGCCCGCUACGAACCCGAAUUACCUCGGAAAUGGUCCACCUAUGGCGAGGAUGGUAGGCAGGAGUAUCCAGUGGGAUCCCGCGACUCGUCGUAUUUACAGGCUCAGGAUAAGCUGAGACCUCAAUUCCCCGGACCCAAAGACCCGUCUCACGACUACUCUGAACGGCGACUCAGCCAAGUGCAUAGCUCGGAUACCAACACACCCUCGACUUCAGCUACUGUAGUCUCUUCUGAGAUUACCGUUUCUAAGGAUGGGCUGGGUCCGAAAAUCUGGACAGGCACCCACUUUCUUCCGAGAUUUGUGCGCGCGGCAGAGGUGCCCGGCGAAGGAAUGUGCUAUUUCUACGACGAUGGAAGCCACUGUAAAACCGUCAUUGAUGGUGAGGCGGUGAAUGCUCACUGGGGUGUGACAAAAGCAGGUAAACCUCGCAAGCGACUGGCUAUUGCAUGCGUGACUUGUAGGGAGAAGAAGAUCAAAUGCGAUCCCGACUAUCCACGAUGCGUCCAGUGCGAGAAAUUUGGCCGUGUCUGCAAGUUCAAGAAUGCCUCUCCCGGAUCGCCCCGAGCCGGAAUGCACUCCGCCUCUCCAGACCGUGGAUACAGCAAACGACUCAAGCUUGGCCCCGAGGCGUACAUCCCUAACGGCGAACCACCCGCUUCGUUCAAUCCUCGUAUGGAUUAUUCUAAUCCGCGAAUCGCUGAACAGCCUCCCCCUGAGCCAUCUCUAAUUCCCGAUGACGUUCUUGGCCGUGCUUGGAGGACAGAUCCUUAUGCCUCAACCCCCGACUUGAUCACCAAUGCUCUAACCAGGUUCUUCGCCAACGUUGACAAUACCAUGAUCCUCCAAUUCCUUCCCGAAGAAGCCUUCCAGCGCUGGGUCGUUUCCUCUCGUGGACAAAAAAGCCCCGAAGACUUGAUGCUUUUAUACAGCACUCUCGCUGUUGGCUCCGCGCUCUGCGGUGAUCCUAAGCAAAUUGCUUUUGAGUACGCUCAGGUGGCACACUAUGCGCAAAAGAUGACAGGGGUGCAGUGCCUGCAACUAGUGCAGAGCAGGAUUCUUCUUGCCGUAUACUAUAUUUCGACCUGCCGAACUCGAGAAGCCGAUGAGUUGAUCUCUUCCGCGGCUGCUAGCGCUGCAUGUCUGCAAUUGAGCCUGGAACUGGAUCACUCCAGGGAGUCAACCAUGGCUGUGUAUCCUCUGGGGCUGAGCAGGACAGGCUAUGCUGAAGCACGCAGGAGGACGCUUUGGUCUCUGUUCAUUCUGGAGAGGCUUAGUGGGCUGUUCCCUGAGCGACCGGUAAUGGUCAACGCGGAAGACAUUUACACACGGCUCCCCACCGAUCUUCAUUGUUUCGAGAAGCAAAUCGAGUCUCGUACGCGAAGUUUCGAUCCAUACGGGGGCCUUGCCAAGGCCGAUGAGCGGUCGUCAGACGGCAGUGUCACCGCCUACUACAUUGAAAUAGUGCACAUCUGGUCAGAUUGCCAAGCAGCCAUCUACAGAAUGGCACUUAGACGAACGGCCACCGAGCAAGAGACCAUGAAGCUGCAGGAUCUCAUCAAGAGAGCCAAGAAUUGGUUUGCCUCUCUACCCCCUCGCCUGGCAUUUGGAGGUGCAAACCUCGAAUCGGCCGCUUUUACCAGAAGUACUGGCUCUUUCCUCAGUAUGCAUUUUCUUUAUCAUCAUACCAUGAUCGAGUUGAACCGACAUCGCCAUGGAGCCGGCCAGCUACCUAAGGAUGUCCAGUUGGGACAUUCAGCCGAGUGCCGAGAGCAUGCAGGCAGGGUUAUUGAGAUGCUAAAUAGUCUGGACCGCAUUUUGAGGGUCAGAUCUGCAUUGCUUACCAUUCCUCCCCCGGCAAUGGCUGUUGCUGUCACGGAAGCCGUUGAUGUUUUGACUGCAACUGGGCCGAUGACUGUCCUGGGAGACGUGAUUGAGCGGGUUUUAAUUGCAAAGUCCGCUAUUGACAGGACAAAGAACGUCUGGGAGGCAUCUUCAAAGGACCGUCUAGCUAUUGAUCGACGUCUACAAAAGCUGAAUCGGAUUCGCGAGCUAGGAUCACGACCGCCGAGCCCCAUUCAAGGCUAUCGUUUGCUCCCACUUUCAGAAGAUACGAAGGAGAAGGAGCUUAACCGCUGGCAGAUCCUCGACCCCAUAGAGCAAACUUUCCCAAAGGACAUGGACAUGAUUUACGUUGGACUUGACUAA